Molecule: messenger RNA, 2546 nt
Organism: Aedes albopictus (Asian tiger mosquito)
Lineage: Eukaryota; Metazoa; Arthropoda; Insecta; Diptera; Culicidae
Exons: 3
Coding region: 937-1887 (316 amino acids)
Molecular function (GO): nucleic acid binding; zinc ion binding
Source: RefSeq, a predicted model, not a curated record
GUUAUAUACUCGUUUCAUGACCCUUUCGAUUUAGAGUGCAACUCUAGAAUGAUUAAUGAUUUAUCUGUCAUCUGUCAUGUUUCGUGGGGUUUGAGAAUAACAAGAAUAAGAACAGUUCAAAUAGAUUCGUGCAGUUAGGUUUGAUGUUGAGUAGAGGAAAUAAACUAGCUCUCUUGGAUUGCUACCGUGAACCUGUAAAGAAGUGGUUUUAUUAAAUAUUGGAGAAUAUAAUAGUGGACGACGAGGUAAAAAGUAGUUCGCGUGUGAAGUUGGAAAGUGUUGCAAUUUUUGGCCGAAGUUGGCAAAUUUAGUCCGGACGGCAGCGGAGAAUCUGGAGAGUUCCGUUUUGCGUCGGAUUGAAGGUAAUUAUUUCCUUUUCUUUUUCAUGGAAGUGAAAGUUGGAAGAUUUUUUUUUCUUGAGUAAUUGAAUAGAGAUUGAAAGAAUUCAAUAGUUGACCGCAACCCAUUGUUUGUGAAAGGAAGCUAUUGUGAGCUCAUUUCUAAAUUGCUUUCGUUUGUUUUUCUUUUGUUCUAUAGCCGGUCGAAAGCGACGCUAUACUCGGUUGGUUGAAAGCGCUGGUGUUGAGGUGACAUUGCCAUCCUCCCAGGUCGAUCCGCUCCCUGGUUGAGUGCCAACGCUGAGGUUCCAGAAGAUUUAGUGAAGUGAUUAUCCUGCAAGCGUCCCAGGUUGAUCCGCUCCCUGGUUGAGUGCUGACGCUGAUAUUACAGAAGAUUCGAAGUAGUGAUUACCCCGCUUGCUUCCCAGGUCGAUCCGCUCCCUGGUUGAAUUCCGUUCGAGAUCAUCCUGCAGUUCAUCUGGUUGGACUGGUCUCUGGCUGAGAUCGAUUGGACCACUAAUUGGCAGGCGUUAUCUGCAGCGUCGACUGGUAUACAUCCUUUGGUGUUCCGGAAUCCCAGGAAUUGAGCGAAGACGCCAUGGGACUAAUUGGUUCAAUUGAUCCAUAUGUCCAAGGCACUUCUUUUUCGCAUUAUGUGGAACAAAUGGAAUUCAUUUUUUCGAGUAACGACAUAGUAGAGGGCAAGAAAAAGGAUAUAUUUUUGAGUUUGUGUGGUGUAACGGUCUUUCAGGAACUAAAACGACUUUAUCCUGCAACUGAUUUAAAAACGGUUUCUUACGCGGAUAUAAUUAAAAAACUGAAAGAGCGAUAUGACAAAGUGGAAUCGGAUAUAGUGAUGCGGUAUAAAUUCAGGUGUAGGGUUCAAGGACCAAAUGAGACGAAUGAAAACUUUUUGUUAGAUGUUAAAUUAUUAGCAGAAACGUGUGAUUUCGGGGAAUUCAGAGAUUCGGCAAUAAGGGACCAAUUAGUGUAUGGAGUUUAUGAUAAAGAUUUGCAGCAGAAACUUUUAGAUGAAGAGAAAUUAACUUUGAAAAUAGCAGAGAGAAUUUUGAAGACUAAAGAAGUUGCGGCAAAAAGCUCACAGGCAAUCAAUAGAAGCAGUGGUGUUCAUUCAGUAUCAGUAAGGCAAAGAUUAGGAUGGAAGGAUUCGACCGAUAAUAGAAGGGUUUAUGGAGGAAGAGAUGGAGAAAGAAAAGGAAGAGAACGGUCCAGAUACGACGAUAGGCGGUCUACAUAUCAUCAUGGGAGUUACAGAUCUAGGUCACGAUCACAGACAAAAGGACGAUACUCAAAUUUUAUUUGUCAUUAUUGCAAUGCAAGAGGUCAUAUUCAGAAAAAUUGUUAUAAAUUUUUAAAUCAACAAAAGCAUGCAGUUCAAUUCGUAGGUGAAACUUCUAGCGUGGAGAAUCCCCAUGAGUAUUUUAAGAGAUUGAGGAAGGAUUACGAUAGCGACGCAGACUCAGAUCGCCAUCGGAGCCCAUCUCCUAACGGCCCACAGGGGGCAGAUAAAGCUCACAAAAACGAAUGAACCAAGGCGAAAUGUUUCGCUUCAUGUUGGAGGAAGGAAGAGAGCACCGAAGAGGAAGUUUGUUCAUUCGGAGGAUGAGGAACCGUUUUGUGGAUUCGACGAGCCUACUGGACCGCCACCCUCGAGAUCGGAAUUACAUCCGGAGGCACUGCUAGCGUUUUCCGAACGUGCUUCGCCAAGCAUCUCUAAAUCACCUGCCACACUACGACGAUCCAACAGGAAGAAGCAAAAAUCACAGCAUGAUGAAUUCAUAUAUUAUUAAGAGAUAUAUUCUGAAUUACUCAAAGUAUGUAUUUUGAAGUGAAAGUGAUAAUAGCAAAAUAAGAUAAAAGUUACUGAGUUUAGUUGCGCCAACUUUUCGAUUAUUAAAGAUAACAUCUGGAUUAAGCAUGAUGCACAAGAACUAAAAGAGGAAGGUAUUGUUAUAUACUCGUUUCAUGACCCUUUCGAUUUAGAGUGCAACUCUAGAAUGAUUAAUGAUUUAUCUGUCAUCUGUCAUGUUUCGUGGGGUUUGAGAAUAACAAGAAUAAGAACAGUUCAAAUACAUUCGUGCAGUUAGGUUUGAUGUUGAGUAGAGGAAAUAAACUAGCUCUCUUGGAUUGCUACCGUGAACCUGUAAAGAAGUGGUUUUAUUAAAUAUUGGAGAAUAUAAUAGAAUC